GGUGGUCUGACCAGUGAUUAUUUUUGGAUGGCUAUACUGAAAUUGUGGUUUGGCAUGUUUCCUGUGUUGGUUUUUUUCAUACAACAUAAUGAGAAACAGACGUGUUUUUUUUUUAGAUUUGAUUUUGCAUCAAUGUAUUUUUGGGGUUUAACUUCUGUGUCUGUAUAGCACAAAUAUGUUAUCACAAAAUGUAGAUAUAUUGAACCUUUGUCUUUAUCAUUUACUCACUAUUUCAGGAACCAAGUGCAACACUUAAAUUAGAUAAUAUCUGCAGUGCCUGCGCAGGAAGUGACUGUGUCAAAUUAACUGAGCUUUGAGAGAAAGGGAAGUGAGGAAAGAAAAGAAUUUAUAGAAAACGCAUGAGCUCAUAGGUGUAUGAGGUUUUUAAUGUGCCCACAGUUCUCUGUUCUGUCUAGUAUGUAUGCUUUAGUAUUAAGGUAGAGAUAUAUUUUCCAGAAGCAGAGUUUCAUUGCUGGUUGUCAGGAUGGGACACACUUUGUUCUGUGUACUGGGAUUAUUCAUGCUGGAUACUCUCCUGUGCUAUGGAUUCUGUAAAGAUGCAGAUGGACCUAAUGUCACUGUGUCGGCAUCAUGGCUGAGUCCUGGAGCCUCAGUAACUUUGACCUGUGAGGUCAAACCUGCGUCUAAAGGGUGGAAGUUCUUCUGGUCUAAAGUUGUUCCCAAACUAUCAAAUGGCUUCUAUGACCGUGAACUGCUACCUGGUGACAGCAAUGGGACUGAGGGGAAUUCCUUUGUUGUCCCUGGUCAGACACAUACAGCAGGAUAUUCGUGUAGAGCUGGAAGAGAUCCGCUGAAUUACACUCCAUAUAGCAGACCUAAGUUUGUCUGGUCUAGAGAUGUUUCAGCAUUACCAUCAAUCAAAGUGAAUCCAGCCAGAGAGCCAUACUUUACCAAUGAGUCUAUCUCACUGAGCUGUGAGGGAAAUUCUACUGAGUGGAGAGUGAUGAGGUUUACUGAAGGAGGCUAUCCGUCCAACUGUUCUAACUGGGGGAUAAUGACUGGAUCCACAUGCAAACUCACAAAGUUCAGAAAGAAAGCAGCAGUGUACUGGUGUGAGUCUGGAUCAGGCCAAUUCAGCAAUGCAGUCAACAUCACUGUACAAUAUGUGCCUGAAAGCUCUUCAUUUCCUGUGCUGACUGUUGGGCUGGUCUGUGGAAUUUCAGUGAUUAUCUUCCUGCUAAUGUUGUUUUGCUGGAGGAAGUCCAAGGAUCCAUGCUUUGUCAGAACCAGUCGGGGCUCUGCUCCAGAUCACAUGGUUAACAAGAAUGAAACUGAACCUAACCCCACUCAUCUCUAUGAUGAUGUUCGUCUCUCUGAAUCAUUCGAAGGCCAUUCAAACACUGGCACUGAUGAAUCCCAGGGUGUCACAUACUCUGUGAUUACCCUUGAAAACAUCAGAGAGAAGGUUAAUCCAGGGAAGAGUCAUGGACCAGAGGACUGCAGCAUUUACUAUAAUAUAAAGUUUAGAUCAGCUGCAGGAAAAUCAGCACCUGCAGCGAUGGAAGAAACUUUUUAUUCUCAAGUCCAACUGUAGGAGCAGCUCUUGAUAAUAAUGCAGCAGGUUUUGGUCUAUUUAGGGUGCUCCAGAGAAAAUGACUGAAUUAGACCUUGAAUAACAACAUAUUUCUACUUUCUGUUAAUAGAACUGUAUUCUUUUUAUCUUUGAAUUAGUAGUGAACUGUUUCUGUUGUCUUUUAAAAAUGAAUUGUUACUGGUGCUUAAUUUAGUCUGCAUUAUUAAACUUGCUCUGUUGCACCAUAGAUAA
Lates calcarifer (barramundi perch) is the source of this 1786-nucleotide messenger RNA. RefSeq lists its product as uncharacterized. The record is from RefSeq and is a predicted model, not a curated record. The transcript is spliced from 11 exons. Lineage: Eukaryota; Metazoa; Chordata; Actinopteri; Centropomidae. Gene Ontology annotation, biological process: cell surface receptor signaling pathway. Bases 485 to 1555 code for a protein of 356 amino acids. Gene Ontology annotation, molecular function: transmembrane signaling receptor activity.